AUGGCGAGCACUAGCGAUCUCGUGAGACUAGCACAGAAACUUGUUCGAGAUGGACCUUGCAAGAUAGAACACACAGCACGUCGUGUGCGAGGUCUUUUCAAUGGAAAAUAUGCAUUCGAUACACUCAACGCGCAUCAUGUCUGGGAAUUGGAGCUGCGCUACCCACAAUACUACGUACCGAUAUCGAGCUUCACUUCCAACGCUAAGCUAUUGCGUGGCUCUGCCGUUGAUGGAACUGAUGGAGGCGCAGACCUUGGAGUUCUGACGGUCGGUAACCGCGACAGCAACCGGAUACUGAUCUUCAACACCGGCAAACUGAAGGAUCUUGUGAAAGUCGACUUCAGAGCUGUCGACCAAUGGUUUGAAGAAGACAUGGAGAUAUAUGGCCAUCCCAAAGACCCCUACAAGCGCAUCGACAUUCUGCCUUCUUCUCGUAAUGUCAGGGUAGCCAUCGAUGGUGUUACACUCGCGGAAAGUUCAAGUCCUCUAUUUCUUCUAGAGACUACUCUAAGGACGAGGCAUUAUCUGCCACCCACGAGCGUGAAUUGGGAAUAUCUCACACCUAGCAAUACAGUAACGCUCUGUCCGUAUAAGGGACGCGCGGAGUACUACAACGUCAACAUUGGUGGAAAGCUGUACAGAGAUCUGGUAUGGUACUAUCGAUAUCCGACUUCCGAAAGCGCUCCAAUUGCCGGAUACAUGUGCUUUUACAACGAGCUGGUUGAAGUUUAUGUCGAUGGCGUGAAGGAGACGUCGUAG
Messenger RNA from Alternaria arborescens, 759 nucleotides. RefSeq lists its product as hypothetical. Bases 1 to 759 code for a protein of 252 amino acids. The record is from RefSeq and is a predicted model, not a curated record. The transcript has 3 exons. NCBI's taxonomy places the organism in Eukaryota, Fungi, Ascomycota, Dothideomycetes, Pleosporales, Pleosporaceae.